AGCGCCGUAAUAACUUGGAUCUCAUCUAUACGUGUGUGAGUUGUAGAUAUAUAAACAAAAUUUAUUUUCAUUUGUGAAAAAAAUAUUUAUACUAGAUUUUUAGAUGUGGAAAUAGUGCAACAAGCAAAAAGUUACAAAUAAAAGAAAAUGUGGAAAUAUGAGGUAUAAAAUAAAAUAGAGAACUAGGACUAGGAGACUUGUUACUUUGUUAGUGCAUGUAGUGGUAAAUAACAUAAAGUCCAUUCAGAACUAGACUAUUCUCACCUCUCCAACAAUGAACUUAAUAUAGGCUGCUGGCCUGUUGUGGCCCAGAAAAAGUUAAAGAAGAACAACAAAAACAUGAAUUCAUUUCCGGUAUCAGGUGAAAGAUACACAUGAAAAAUGGUGAGUAGCGUUCAGAAAAGGAAAAGUAACUCAAUAGUACAAAAGAAAAUCUAUUUCCACAAUACAAAAUAAAACUCAUUAAUCAUGUAGUAUCCUUUUUCCUAAAUUUCAUAUUGGAUUAAUCUUUUAAUUUUUUGGUUUGAUUGGUAGAUCUAUGUAAUGCAUGUAUACCACUUUAACACAAACCUUUUUUCUUACAAUUUUUCUUUAUGUAUUUAUUUUUGGUUGGUUUUUAUCCCAAAACAGACUAAUACAAUGCGUGUGAUGCUUUCACUCUUUCUCAAGCACAAUCCGCCUAGACUAUGGUCACGUAUUCACUCAUUUCUUCUUUACUUAUUAAAAUGUAAAAAAUCUGAUUAAUACUUUUCAUUUAAUUCUUGCUUUGUCUUUUCAUCACCAAACUCAAAAAGAAAACAAAUCUCCUAACUUUAGAUAUUUCAAAAUCUGUUUUUAUUUGUUUCCUGUUUUUGUGUUCUCUUCUGCUUGAUGGUAGGAUCUCAAGUUAACAAGAGAGGACUGUUACAUUCCCCAAAACCUGAUCUCUGUCAGAAAGUAUCAAGCUUUGAGCUUUUGAUGAUUCUCUAGUUCAUUGUGUUCUUCCAAGAUUUGAGGUAGAAGAUGGAGCAGUUCAAAGAGAGGAAGUUUGUGUGUAAGUUCUGUAGCAAGAGGUUCGCUUGUGGCAAAUCACUUGGAGGUCACAUUAGAACUCACAUGAACAAAGAGAACUCAGCUGAUUCAGAUGAGGAUGAGCACAACAAGCUCAGGAUCGACGAAAAUGGAGGUCAAGCUAGCUACGGUUUGAGAGAGAAUCCUAAAAAGAACAAGAAGUUUGUGGUUCAGAGAGACAUGAUGGCUCUCAAACAUCAGCAUCAACAACAGCUUCUUUAUUGCAGAGAAUGUGGUAAAGGUUUCACUUCUUCUAAAGCUCUUUGUGGUCACAUGGCUUGUCACUCUGAGAGAGAAAAGAUUGUGAUGGAUAGUCAAUCUGAUACUGAAGCUUCUUCAUCUCCUAUCAGGAGAAGAUCCAAGAGAGCUGUGAACCAUCAUCAUAACCACAAGGAUGAUGCAUUUGUCGAUGGUGGCGGCAUCAUGGAUCGAUCCGAUUCAUCAGCAUCUUCAGAUGCUGAUGAGAUUGAACCGGAGCAAGAGGAAACGGCAUUGUCUCUGAUGAUGCUGUCUAGAGACUCAAGUUUCAAGAAAGCACAUAACUUGGUUGUGAACUCUCUGGCUGAGUCAUCAGACAACAACUCUGUGAUUCUCGAGACUAAGUCAUCUUCAGGGGAACAGCUCAAGAUCUUAAAUGUGAAGAAUGUUGAGGAGUUUUGUAAGAAAGACAAACUUGGAGGAGUGGAUAAUGGUGAUGUUCUGUAUGAUUCAGACAAUUCUGAUUCUGGUUACUUCAGGAACGGACCAAAGAAGUUGGACUCAGAUGUUUCUGUUGAUGGGUUCCUCAAGAACAAUGCAUUUAGUAACAAGUCUGCAAUGGGAUUCAACAGCUACACACCAAAACAGGAAAAGAGCUUGAACAGAUUCAGGAACGAAUGGUCAGGAUCAGGAUCAGGAUCAGGUCGUUCUUCUACAAAGUAUGAUCUGAGGCAAAGCAAAAGAGGGUUUCCUUGUUACGGUAGAAAGAAAAUCAAGUAUGAGUUCACUGAGUCUGUGUAUGAAAGUGGUGACCAGCUUAGCUUGGAGACUGAUUCUUGUGCGGACACAAACAGAAGUAUCAAGAAGAUUCAUAAUAGCAAACCUCCAAUGGUUAAGAAACCAAGUGGUGGAGUAAAGAAGAAAAGCAAAGGUCACGAGUGUCCAAUUUGCUUCAGGGUCUUUAAAUCAGGACAGGCUUUAGGUGGUCACAAGAGAUCACAUUUCAUAGGGAGUCAAGAUCACAGGACUUUGGUGAUCCAACAACACCACCAAGUAGCUCAUGAUAUGCAUACUCUCAUUGAUCUCAAUCUUCCUGCUCCUAUUGAUGAGUGAAUGAAAAUUUUUGUUCUCAUUAUUAUUGUUUCCUCUCUGUUUUCAUUUCUUUGCUUCAGAUUCAAGAAUGCUUUUGGUUCAGAAGGUAAAAAAGCAAAGAGUUUCAUA
Brassica napus (rape) is the source of this 2469-nucleotide messenger RNA. RefSeq names its product zinc finger protein ZAT4. The record is from RefSeq and is a predicted model, not a curated record. The transcript is spliced from 2 exons. Bases 1003 to 2361 code for a protein of 452 amino acids. NCBI's taxonomy places the organism in Eukaryota, Viridiplantae, Streptophyta, Magnoliopsida, Brassicales, Brassicaceae.